AUGGAUACUUUAGUGGUAAUCCGUAACGAUGAGCCUAACCUAGUUAGUGCUUCUAGCAUGGAUUAUUACUUAAGAGGUAUAGAUGGGUUGAUGGCGGAGCCUGAGAAACGGCUACCACAUCCAAGGAAGGCAGCAGGCGCGCAAAUUACCCAAUCCCGACACGGGGAGGAACAAUUGGAGGGCAAGUCUGGUGCCAGCAGCCGCGGUAAUUCCAGCUCCAAUAGCGACGGUGGUCCUGUUUUGUUGGUUUCUGAAUCACCGUAUACCAUAACGGUUUGGGUGGGGUGUACACCCCACCCAAAAUUUAUUCAACGGAGAGAGUGUAGUGGGGUUACUAUUGGACAAAUGAAUUUUGAAAAAGAUUCAAUCGAAAAAGUUUAUAUUGGUUGUUGCUUCAAUGGACCUAACAAUGCCUAUUACAGAAUAGUAAAAAUUCUUAAACGUGAUGUUGCCAAGAAGGUGGUCUUUGUGGUUGUAGACGAUGAGGCUUCACAUAGAAUGGUUAAAGAAUUUGUUCCUAAAAAUGAUCUAUCAAUUAUCUACGAUCAUAAAAAUGGGUAUUGGUCAAAUGUUAGAUAUUAUGUUAAAGUUAUUGGGAGAUAUUGUGAAGCACAGUUGCAUUAUGAUGAAAAUGGAAAUUUUUAUUUUGUUGAUAUAUUUGCAUUUAAUGAUUUGAACAUUCCUAUUUUGUCUUAUUCUAAUAAUUUUCAUAUUAGGUAUCAACUUUUUACUGACGAUAAAACUGAGGGGUAUAUGCCGAUCCAGGAGUUUAGACAAUUUGAGGAUCAAUAUGAUAAAUUGGAUAUGGAUAUUGUAUAA
Molecule: messenger RNA, 819 nt
Organism: Dentiscutata heterogama
Lineage: Eukaryota; Fungi; Glomeromycota; Glomeromycetes; Diversisporales; Gigasporaceae
Source: the annotation of a GenBank genome assembly